Molecule: messenger RNA, 1864 nt
Organism: Schistocerca serialis cubense
Lineage: Eukaryota; Metazoa; Arthropoda; Insecta; Orthoptera; Acrididae
Product: esterase E4-like
Source: RefSeq, a predicted model, not a curated record
UGCAGACAUGAAAGGAAGAGUAACGGCUCUGGUAGCAGUCGUAACGUGCGCCGUGUGGCUGGCGGCCGCCGGCGAGUGCGGGGCGCCGUCGACGUCAGCGUCAGAGGAGUUCCCGGAGGUGCAGACGCCGCUGGGGCGGCUGCGAGGCAGCGUGCUGCGCUCCCUGGACGGCCGAACUAUUUACUCGUUCAGGGGAGUGCGCUACGCGCAGCCUCCAAUCGGCGGCUUGCGCUUCAAGCCACCAGUACCAUUAAAUCCAUGGGAUGGUGUAACGGAUGCCACAAAGGAUGGUGCAAGAUGUCCUGAAGCAGAAAACACUAACCAGACUUCUGAAGACUGCUUGUUUCUCAAUGUGUACACAACUAAAUUGCCAGACGAUACUAGAAACCCUAAGAGACCAGUGAUGGUCUUUCUACACCCUGGUGCCUUCUAUCUUUUUAGAGGAACAAGCGACCUGUUUGGUCCUCAGUAUCUAUUGGAUGAGGACAUAGUUCUUGUGACUCUCAACUACAGACUUGGAGCUUUAGGGUUCCUAAGCACUGGAGACUCAGUUCUUCCUGGUAACAAUGGAUUUAAGGAUCAGGUGAUGGCUCUCAGGUGGGUCCAGCAGAAUAUUGCUUCUUUUGGAGGUGACCCAGAUAAUGUAGCACUCAGUGGCUAUAGUGCUGGCUCCACCAGUGUGUAUCUGCACAUGCUGUCUCCAAUGUCUAAAGGCUUGUUUCAUAAAGGAAUUGCAAUGAGUGCAGGUUUUCAAUCAAGUGCUGUAAAGGAACCAUUGCAGCAAGCAAAGAACCCUGACACAACAUCAGAGAAGAUUGUUGAAUGUUUGAAAGGAAAGGAUGCCCUAGAAAUUGCAGAAACACAGCCACAGUUUUUUGAAUUUGGUUGGGAUCCUAUGAUUAUUUUUGGUGUUGUUAUUGAGCAAGAUUUUGGAGAUGGAGCUGAGAGAUUCAUAACAGCAGAUCCAACAGAGCAGCUACUUUCAGGGAACUUUGCUCAAGUUCCAUUGAUAGCUGGAACAACAAAAGAUGAAUUCACUUGGAAAGGUCUGGAAAUUACCUACAAUAAUCUGGCAGAAAAUAUGUCUGAAAAUUACGAGACAGUAUUUCCAAUUGCAUUUGUUUAUGAGCGGGGUACGCCACACUCACUUGAAGUUAGUAGAGAGCUGAGAAAGUUUUAUCUUCAAGAUAAACCAAUGACAAAUGAUUCUGAGGUUGCUCUUGGACAAGCAUAUUCUGAUGCACUUAUAAUAUUCCCUACAGACCGUGCUGCAAAGAUAGUAGCUCAGCUGAGUUCAGCACCUGUGUACUAUUACCACUUCACGUAUGCAGGCAGGUACAGCUGGUUGUACUCCCCAGGAACUCAAACUCCAUAUGGCGUUUCACACCAUGAUGAUCUCAUUUAUUUAUUCUACAUCUCAGCAAGAUUCCCAGAAUUCAUUAAAACUGAUCCUGAAUACAUAACAGUGAAAAGAAUGACAAAAAUGUGGACAAAUUUCAUCAAAAUUGGGAACCCAACUCCAGAGAAGACUGACGUCAUAAAUGUAGAGUGGAAAACACUUAACCUCUCAAAGCCAGCAUACCUAGAGAUUGGCUCGGAGCUGCAGAUGAGGCAAGGCCUGUACUACCAAGAGCGCAUGCAGCUGUGGGAUAGGCUCUUCCCUCUGCCCAUCAGCACAUCUGGGGCCAACAGAAGGAGAUCCAGGCCUGUCAGGAAUCACCAUAGCCUCCAUGCUCACCAUGAUUAGUCAUGUGGUCCAUUACUGUAAGUGCCAUACUGAAGAGCAACACUACAAGUGUAUAUGUUUGUAUGAUAUAAUGUGUAGUAACAUAUCAUUGACCACAAUGACAAUUCUGUCACUAAA